Messenger RNA from Uranotaenia lowii, 6340 nucleotides. RefSeq lists its product as uncharacterized. The coding region runs from base 1592 to 2539 and encodes 315 amino acids. Lineage: Eukaryota; Metazoa; Arthropoda; Insecta; Diptera; Culicidae. The transcript has 3 exons. The record is from RefSeq and is a predicted model, not a curated record.
UUCAAACGCGUUCAAGAGAUGCCCCAUCAAUUCGUACUUAAGUUCAUGGAACUAAGUCUUCACGGUGCAAUUGACAGUUUUAAAGGUUUGUUCAGGUCCAAUACGUUCUAUGUGACGCUACUAUACGUUUACACGUAGAGAGUUCCAAUAUGAAGAAACCAUGUUUUUAUCUCUUAUCGACAUCGUGACCGGUUGGGUCCGUUGCAGCCUCGGGAUUGGUGGCCAAAGUCCCAGCAAUUAAAGCAGUGCCUCACUGAUCACCCAACUCUUACACUUCCUAUCAUCAGUAGUGUAUUGGCCGCUGUUGGUGAUAGACAACCGUUGCAAUCUGCAUUCCACCGUACGCCUUUCUCAGUUUUAUAGCUACUGAUUCGUUGCCCAUACCAGGUAUGCUGAAGAGUGCUUUCUCGAGCUCCUCAUCCAAGUCCUUGCAUUCAAUAGAUGCGACCUGCGAUAGCGCUCGGACAGUCGCUUCAUCGCCUAGGGUGCUUUUGACACGCUUCUUGAAGUCGGCGCUCUUUACCGCCGGGUCUGGUUUUAGAUCGAAGGGCAGUUCGCCUUUUUGGGUUUGUCUUGUUUUGGUGGCGCUCUUGCCAAGAGUAGAUAACUUUGGCUCUGCGCGUAGCUUCCGGAACAAGUUCGCAUACGUUGUGCUUUCUUUCGCUUCCACGAUAAGGGCAUCACCCGUUGAGGUUCGGGUUUUAGGGGUGGUUCUGGCUUCGUGACGGCUUUUUAUUUUCGUGUUCUCCUUUCUAUUACGAACCAUUCGCUAGCCUCCUGCACUGCUUUCUCCGUCUGCAUCCUCGUAGUCCGAAUUCCUCCUUUUUUUUCGGAAGAAUCGUUUACGACGGGGGAGUCGCGAUCUCUUUUCGCGGUUCUUCUCGGCUUGGACUCCUUCGAAGGUCCUUGAGAAGCAUCCAAUUUUGCUUCCUUCAAUCCCUUUCCGCGACACAUUUUGGCGAAUGUGGUACUUCGGACAAACUCCUUCAUCUUGUCGAACAUAUCGGCUGCCUCCAAAAGGCCACAUUUCUUUAUGCUCCUUGAUGCACCUUUUCCUGCGAAUGGAACCUGCUCCUCUUGCUGAGAACUACUGAGGUUUUCAGUGGGUCCAUCUGCGGCCAUGCCUUUUUCCGUUUCCUAGACAACGUUAAUGCCCCUGUAAGGUCCGUGUGUGAAAUGACAUGAGAAACCAUUAGAAUUUUUUCAACAUAUAGGAGAUGUUUGUAUCUCUGUAGUAUUACUGUCCUUUAUUCUGUAAAAUGUAAUUUCUCAAAUGGAAUAAGUUAUUUUUUUUUGGAAUAAAUGCUAGUGAGUUCAAAUAUGUGUUUAGUUAACAUUUGUUGACUUUUACACCAAACAUUUUUGGUGUGAUUUUAGAUGUCGGUGUAAAGUACGAAUGUAUAAAUGGUUUAUGUGUUCAUGUAAGAACAUAAAAUAGUGUAAUAAAUCAAUGAGUACACAUGAAGAAUCUACACCUGAUGAGUCAACGUUCAAUGGUCGAAGCUGAACUCACCUACAGGCCUGAUUGCAACCCGAUGCUCAAUUCCACUAUCGAUGCGAAAGAUCCGAAGAAGUUGAUGGUGGUUUCAGCAUGUUGGAUCGAAACAUUCCUUGCAACCUGCCCUCGUCGACAUUGUCCAACGCUGGAAUAGGAACAAAUCCGUUACCAGAGCACGUACAAAAUAUGUUUACUUCACCGUCUACGAUCGAUUUAGUCCAGCCCGCACAAACCCAUGGUUACACCAUUUACGAAAAUCCGCCAAUGGUUUCCACUCCAACUGGUGAAACUUUAAAUCCACUAGCACUGACCAAACCGGAAGAAAUUAUCAAGAUGCUUCGUGAAAUUACAAAGCGGUUGAACAAACUCGACCAAAAAACUAAGAACCAUAGCUUACAACUUGACCACAUAAUGAAUUCGUUGCAAGGUAAAAGGAUAAAUCCAUCUAUCGGCGGAGAUUUUCUUUUUCAAGCUAUUGCCAACGAGAAAGAACUCGAAGAAUUGGAAGCAAAACUUGAAGACGAGGAAUUCAAAUCUGAAUUUAUUAAUUGGCUCCUUUUCAACGUCGACGGUGACUGUGCGGAAAACAGAAUGCUCUCGGCGCUGGACAUGAUAUUCUCGCUGGAAUUCCAAGCAUGUUGCACCUGGACAGGAUCCAGUCGUAAAGGUCCGAAGAUUGCUAUGAUGCCGAAUCGUCGAAUACUGUCCAUUUUCCAAAGAAUCGGACACACGGAAACGGAAACAGUUACCCAGCAAAAGUUGGCAGUGUUUUUCAAAAAGAAACUGAAGAAUGCCUUCAAAAGGUUGUCGAAUACCGGCCAGCGUCGUGGAUCCCGUCAUGUCAGAAGACAUAAGAAACCUACCGUCGUGGAACAAGGGACGCAAAACACAAAUUACGAAUCAGAUUCAACUGAUGUUUCAUGUGAAGGAUAUGGUAAUUUGGAUGACCAACUGAAUGUUUCGGAACCUGUUAGCUGUGAUAAUUCCUUUUUAAAACAAGAACAAGAUAUUACAUUCUUCACAACCACUAAUGCUGACUGAAAAUGGUUGAUAAUUAAUUUGUAUUGACUCAACUAAGCCAGAAACGAUGCAAAUAUGUAAAGAAUUUCAUUGUACGAAGUGAGGAUUUGAAUAAACUACAAGAACUACAAAUAACCGCCAACUUUUUUAUUUAUAUCAUCACACUUUGCCGAACCCUAGUCACCUUAUACUUCAUAUAUAUAAUUUUUGUGAUAGAUACGUCAGAAGAAAAAGAUUUGAUAUAAAAAAUGAUCUUAGAUAAACUUAUUGAGUAACGAAGCAUUCUAAUCCGGUUGUUGUGGAUACCGAAAAACUCAUUUCAAUAAUUUUUAAACGCUUUCUGACACUAUUGAAUUAUAAAAGAUUAGAAUUCGUAUAACAGUGAAUUCAACAGAAAUGAUAGAGAAAAUAAAUUCGAACCACCAAAAUCAACCACCGAACAAGACGGAUUUUUUUUAUUGCAAUAAAAAAACUCUUCGACGGGCAGAAGCCAGGACAUCUUCCCUCGUAUCCCGAAACUUAUAAUAAGUUUAAACAUAUGGUGCCGAAACCCGGGACUCGUAUCGCCGGAAUUAGUUUUAUCGCAAGUCCGUUUGUUUAGUGUCAAAAUCAAGCUUGUUUUGCCGUUGGUUCAUUUUUCUCGGAGCCACGCUGGCUCGAGUCUCGAGCCCAGAAGUCAGAGAUGCUAUGAAGCUCCGAAGAAAAAGACUUCGCGCACUCAAACGUCUACCGAAUGAUGACUCAAGAAAAGACUCCGCUCUUAGUCAGUUCAAAGCUGCCCACUCAGCCGCUUUUGCGAUUAUAAAAGCUGCAAAAAGCAAAUGCUGGAAGGAAUUCGUCGAAAAAAUUUACACCAACACCCCAUUCGCGAAACUCUGGGAAGAAACUUAAACGCCUGGAUGGUUCAAAUCGGACUAGCCGAUACCACCUGCUACUGAACCAAAACUAAUCCAACGAUCCUUCGCAACUAGCAGAAGCUUUUAUUAAACACUUCUCCUCCAUUUCUUCAGAUUCCCCACCCAACACUCCUCAUUCUAUCGACUUUGUUACCGAUUUGAACCUGUAAUAUAACUCCGACUUCUCUUUGCACGAACUCAACAUUGCACUUCAGAAAGUUAAAGGUCGUUCUUCAGGACAGGAUGAAAUCGGAUACUCUUUAUUAAAAAAUCUUUCACCAGUCGGAAAGAUAACUUUUCUAAAAAUAUUGAAUGAAAUUUAGCAGGCCGGAGUAUUUCCAUCUCAAUGGAAAGAGUUAUUCAUCAUCCCAAUCCCAAAACCACCCCAUCACUCUUUUGGACUGCUCAGGGAAGAUCCUGGAGUGAAUGGUUAAACGUCGCCUGUCCUCUGUUCUAGAAACAGAAAAUCGGCUAGAUACACGUUAGUUUGGAUUUCGUCCCGGGUGCUCUACUAACGAUCAUCUCUCCAUCCUUGAAAGCAUACUGGACGAUGCCCUCGAAAAUAAUCAACAUGUUGAAUGCCUCUCGUUGGACCUCUCCAAAGCCUUCGAUAGGGUGUACAGACAUAAACUCUUGUCCACGUUAAAAGACUGGGGAGUGCUCUGUAGAAUGAGUCAAUUUUUAAAAAGCUUUCUGACUGACCGGAAAUCCAGAGUGUUUUUCGACGGCAUGUCAUCUUCUUCCCGGAUCAUUACAAACGGCGUUUCAUAAGGUUCUGUAUUGGCCCCUAUUCUAUUCUUAAUCACGAUGCAAUCAAUACUCAACACUGUUCCUGGAAAUGUCAAAAUCUUGGCUUACGCAGACGACAUCACACAUCUGUCUGUUGCUCCUUUCUCGAAACUUGCCAGAAAUCGAUUACAAUUUGCUGUAGACAAAGUAGCUGAUUGGGACCCCUACGCUAGGUUUCACCUUCGCUCCAGGUAAAUUAAAGGUUAUGCACUUCGGCAACUGGAACAGAAAGCUCCCGCCAGUUACCAUGAACGACAACUCUGUUCCUCUCGUUCACUCAGCUCGCAUUCUAAGAGUCUGGAUAGAUGACCGAUUAAAGUUCAUCAACCAUGCUAACCGAAUUCGCAAAUCCACUUCCCUUAAACUUAACAUCAUUAGAAAAGUAUUCAGCGUCAGGGGAGCUGGGUCUCGCAAAUCGUUAUUUCUGUUCCUGUACGGAUGGGUAUUACCCACAAUUCUUCACGGUCUAGGAUUGAUCAGCAGAGGAGGUGAUCACAUCUCCAAACAUUUGGAACCGAUGUACAAUGAAGCAAUUCGUAUCAUCAGCGGUACCUUUAGGAGCAGCUCUAGAGUAGAGUAUCACUGAUGGCUGAGAGUGGGCAACCACCUUUUGAACUUAUCCUCACCAAAACAUCACCAUCAAAGCAAUAAGGUGGCUGUCUUACUAUAAACAUCCCGGAAUUCCCAUAAUCCGACGUGCUGAAAAUGCUCUUUUAGAGUACCAAACAUCUCUUCCAGAUAUUGCCAAUCCCGAAAGUUGACAGGUGUUUCCUUUCAAAACUUCGCGCUGAAGUAAGCUCUUCAAUUGUCUUGCAAUUUUUCCACCAACUGGUAGAGAGGAAGUACAAAAAUAUAAUACAAUUCUACACUGAUGGCUCCAAAUCAACCGAUGACCGGGUAGGUUGUGGUAUAUUUAGCAGUACAAGAAACAUCGCACUAGCACUCCCAGAAGCCUUCGCUGUCUUAAAAACCGCCGAAGACUUAUGCCCUUCAUCUGGUUCCGUCAUCGUCUCGGAUUCUGCUAGCGUGCUUAGUGCCGUGUCAGCAGAUAACACAAAACACCCCUGGAUCUUUAACUUCUCUGAACUCGCUAUCCAGAAAAGUAUUACCCUGUGCUGGAUCCCUGGGCAUUCCAUGAUUCCCGGGAAUGAAGCUGCAGAUCGUCUGGCUUUGAAGGCAGUCAGAUAACUUUUCCAAAUAUUCCUAUCCCGCCGUCAGACAUGACAAACUGGAUAAAAGACAGACUAUCUCUACUAUGGGCACAUCGUUGGAACACCUGCCCUAAGAACAAUUUGAGAGAAGUGAAAAAUUGCACUCUGGCAUGGAAUGAUUGAAUCACAUUCCUGGAACGGAGAGUACUUACGCGGCUACGCAUAUGUCACACCAGAUUGACACACGGUCACCUAAUGGGGAACGAAGAUCCCCCCGAAUGUCACAUUUGCAAAGUUCCCGUAACCGUCAAACACAUCAUAAUUCAGUGUCCGAUAUAUCACCAGGUUCGCUCGGACUGUAUGCUGGCUCAAAACCUGCGGGAAGUACUCUCAAAUGAUCCUGAAGACGAAGAGAAAAUGUUACGCUUCUUACGAAAGACUAAAUUGUUCGAAGAGAUAUAAGAAAAAAAUCAACAACAAAAAACAGAUCUACAACAUUGGCAACACUAUACGCACUAGACAGACACGGCCGGAAAGGGGAUAAAUAACGCCCGGGCGUUAAAAUCCCAGGAAAAAAAAGAUUAAAGUACUUGUAACCAACGGUUCCCCAGACUGCUCAGCCGAGCAAGAACCCCCCUCUAAGCCUCAGGGUCGGCACACUCAAUAAGUUAUUCGGAACAAGGAAACACCUUAAAUGCGCGUUAAAGAAAUCCCACCUUUAUUUCCCUAUCUUGGGGUUCACACAAAUGGUCACCAGAACUUUCCUUAGAUCAAGCUGGGUUGUGUUCUACUUUAGGGUGGCGUCCUUCAGGCGGCGAGCUGGAACAGCCGAAGCACGUGGGCCGAGGAAGGGCUUCUCCCAGAAACGGAUGCCGGAAGGACCCCUGGAACGUGGGUCACAGGUAGGUCAACGGGUCACUGCUGAUACUGCACCUCUGACGUCCUGGCCGUCGGUUGUUGAUGGAUGCCUGAUUGCACUACACUAA